Desarmillaria tabescens is the source of this 1113-nucleotide messenger RNA. RefSeq lists its product as uncharacterized. The record is from RefSeq and is a predicted model, not a curated record. NCBI's taxonomy places the organism in Eukaryota, Fungi, Basidiomycota, Agaricomycetes, Agaricales, Physalacriaceae. Bases 1 to 1113 code for a protein of 370 amino acids. The transcript has 7 exons.
AUGUCACAGUUCAAAGCCAUCGACCCAUUUCCAAACCCAUCUGUGUACCUUCCUUCCUUCAAACAUGCUCAGACGCUGGAGUGGAGCUCUUUUUAUUCUCGAUUGCCCAGAGAGGACCCGUCAGAUCAACUCUCCUGUAUUCAUUUAUGCUCGUCCAAUCUACUCGUUGUAUGCUGGAAGAACCAAGACAACUUUGUUUUUGAUGUCAAAGACGGAGUUUGGUUUCUUAUAUUCACCUUUCGGACCGACGAUCGUCAUGGUUUUAUUAGCGCCGUGGCCUCUUCAUUUAGGACGUCAAAACCAGAGGAUGCCAAAGGUACAUGGCUGAUGUUGGGGACGUCGAAGGGCCAAGUCCUGCUACAAUCAGUACAGGAUAUUCAGGAGAACAAUUUUCCACCCGACGAGUCGUUUGUUAUCCAUGAUAAGCGCUAUACUGGUCCUAUCAUUUCAUUGAAAUAUGAUGAGAUGUAUCACCGUGCUCUUGUCUCGGUCUUCAAGGAACCCUCGACGACAUCAGAAACGCAGGGAUCUGGAACGUUAUUAGUCGCUGAUCGUGAGGUACAUGAUGGUGUUACCAUCUUGGGCCAUCUCCGAGAGGUGUUAAUACCAGACCGUGAUACCACCGACAUGGCGGUUCCAACCGACAUCCACUUCCUCCGUGAUACCAUUCUGGUAACAUUCGGCAACGGAAUCUGUCACGGACGUUCUGAUGUCUCGCCUGACGGAAAAUUUCUCGCUUUUACCACCUUAGGCAAUCUAAAGGAUUCGGCUUCAGUGGCGUCGUUACACGAUGGGAAUCGAGUAAACUUUCCGUUUAGUGGCCUUUCUAAGGGACCGAAUCGCCCACGAUCUAUAGUAUGGACAUCAAAUAGCGAGGUGGUCUUCGCAACUUUUGAGGCCGAUGUCUGUAUUUUCAGCCUCACGGACGCUGUAUACAACAGCGGAAGUGAGGGUCCUGAAAGCGGUGUUACCUGCACAGUGAUGUCCACCGUGAUAGAAUACAGUCUACCAAUGACCAUCACAGAGAGCAACAUGCCCCAGAAGCUCAUUGUCCCAGUUCCUCGUAUCAAACUAUGGAGUGACACUACGUAUACCCACCUGAAGACUGACUGA